UGAGUCACGUGACUUGAGGACGUUACGAUACUAUCCUCUGGUAGGAACCAAAGGGUUGUUGUGUUAUGGGAGCCUUUUAGGCUAAUAGUAGUGAAAACAAAAAUGAAGUACAAAAAGAGGUUGAGACUUUGAUAUUGGGGAUUAAACCCGACCGGAGGGAUGUGCGAGAGCUACGCCCGGUCCUUAUUGCGGAUAUCUGUGGCGCAGAUCUGUCAGGCUCUUGGCUGGGACUCUGUGCAUCUUACCGCCUGCGAUCUCCUUACUGAUGUUCUGCAACGAUAUAUUGAGCAGCAGGCCAGGUUUUGCCAUAGAUAUUCAGAACUCUAUGGGCGGACUGAUACAGUGUUGGAUGAUGUUGACCAGGCAUUUUCAUUAAUGGGUGUUAACCUCCAUGAACUGGAAGACUAUAUCCACAAUAUUGAACCUGUCACAUUUGCUCACCAGAUCCCAGUGUUUCCUGUCAGCAAAAAUAAUGUCCUGCAGUUUCCACAGCUGGGAACAAAGGAUGUUGUGGAGAGGAAGGAGUACAUUCCAGAGUACAUGCCACCCCUUGUGUCCUUCCAGGAAGAGGAAGAAGAGGAGCAGGUCCCAACUCAUGGAGGCACAUCAGCAGAAGCCAUGCAGGUUCCAUUGGAAGAGGAAGCAGAAAUGGAAGAAGAAGAAGAUGUUAAUGAUGAAAAUCUCCUGGGCAAAAGACCAUUGCCAAGUCCUGAAUCAGUGGAAAUUCCACCUAUGAAGCGCCCACGCUUACCAAGCAAUAAAGGAGAGAAUUUGGAUGGCACCGUGGAACCGCGAGAACCUCUCAGUUCAAUUAAUCCUCAAAAGCUUCCACCCAUGCUUUCUCCAGUUCAUGUGCAAGAUAACAGGGAUUCACUUCCUCCACCACCAGAGCCACCAAUGCUAGCACCAAUGUCAAAAGCACAGGUAUCAACCCCUAAAGCUUCAGAUCCCAAGGUCUUAACAACUAAAACAAAACCUAAGGUUUCUUCUCCUUUACAAAAGGUGAAGUCACCUAAAGGAUGUCAGUUGUCUAUUCUUCCUGGAAGUCCUAUUAGAUCCCCAAAGCCUUCACCUAAAGAAAAGAAAUCUCCUGGCAGGACUAAAAGCCCUAAAAGUCCAAGAAGUCCAAAGGUUCAGCCUCUUCCUCAGACUCUUCCUCCGCCUCAGCUUCAGCCUUCACUUCAGUCUGUGCCUCAACCUCAGCCACAGCCACAGCCACAAGCGUCUCAGUUUGUAGCCAAAGCAGAGACUCCUGUAAGAACUCCUUUGUCUGUUCUCAGUGAAAAGAUGGAAAAAGAGAUUUUGCAAGCGAAGCAGGGGCAAGGAGUGUCAGACUCUGAAAAACUGAUUAUUGACAACCAUUUGAAAAAACCACCACAAACUGACAAAACUAUUGAUGAUUCUAUUAAUGCCGUGAUAGCCCGUGCGUGUGCUGAACAAGAACCAGACCCAUUUGAGUUCUCUUCAGGAACUGAAUCUGAAGAUGAGAGCAUUAUGAGUCCUAGGAGACGAACUAUUUCAGAGAGCUCUGCUUCCAAAAUUGCUCUUAAUUCAAGCUGCCAUUCCAAGUCUGUAGGUACCCCAUUUGUUCUUUCUGGUGGGACAUCUAGCUCAGAUAUUUCAUGGACAAUGGAUGACUCAAUAAAUGAAGUUAUCAGAAAAGUGAACAUGAAUGCACCUUCCAACAUGCCUAUUAAUCCUCCCUACUUUUCCUCUCCUUCUGCAUCACCACCAACACCGGAGCCUCUGCUUAAGAUCUAUGAGGAGAAGACAAAAUUAGCUUCUUCAGAAGAUGUGAAAAAGAAACUAAAGAAAGAGCUGAAGACAAAGAUUAAGAAAAAAGAGAAGGAAAAACAAAAAGACAGGGAUAAAGAACAAAGGAAGGAGAAAAACAGAGAUAAAGACAAGAACAAAGAUAAAGAUUCAAGCAAGGAACUUAAAUUGCCGUGGAAAGAUUCAUUGAAAGAAGAAGAACAUGAUCCAUUCAAGUUUAAAUAUAAAGAUUUUGAUGGAGUUGAUGUAAAGACAAAAACCAAAGAUGGAAGCAGUAAAAAGGACAAAGAAAAACACAAAGACAAAAAGAAAGAUAAAGAAAAGGGUAAGAAAGAUAAAGAAAAGAAGGACAAGGAGAAAAUCAGACUGAAAGAAGAGAAAUUGAAACCUCCAGCAACACCCUUAAUGAUCCCCCCACAGGAAAUGUCAUUUCCUUCAUUUAGCACACCUUCUAGUGUAAGACUUCCAACUUUAUUGCCAGCUUUAUCACCUAUGCUUCCAGAAAAAUUGUUUGAAGAAAAAGAGAAACCCAAAGAUAAAGAAAAGAAAAAAGACAAGAAAGAAAAGAAGAAGAAAAAGGAAAAAGAUAAAGAUAAGAACAAGGAUAAAGAAAAAACAAAAGACAAGGAGAAGGAAAAAAGAGAAAAAGACAAAGAAAAGAAGGAAAAAGAAAAAGACAAAGAAAAACACAAACAUGAAAAAGUAAAGGUAGAGCCAAAGGUAGAUUUGCCCCCUCCUUCUCCUGCUUCUUCGGUUAUCCCCAGGUUGACACUGAGGGUUGGUGCUGGACAGGACAAAAUUGUCAUCAGUAAAGUUGUGCAAACACCCGAUGGUAAACCACCACCAACACCAGCACCAGUACCACUACCACCAACACCUGUGAAUCGACCGAAAAGUCCUCUGCCUCCUCCUUCACCAGCACCAGUCCUUAUGCUCACUGCUCCCCGUACUCCUGCUCCAGCACCACCGCCCACAGCACCUCCACCAUCACCACUGCCACCUCCUCCAGCUGUAAUUCUGCCUCCUCUACCAGUGGUGGCAUCUCCUGCGCCAGUUCCACCACCAUCUCCUGCACCUUCAGCAGCAGCUGCACCUAAGGCAUCUGUCUGCAGUGUUGUCACAGAAACUGUCAAGUCCUAUGUGAUUGAGGAUGAUCUGGGAAAUCGGAUUUGGAUCUGUCCUGGCUGUGAGAAGCCCGAUGAUGGUAGUCCAAUGAUUGGUUGUGAUGAUUGCGAUGACUGGUAUCACUGGCCAUGUGUUGGGAUCUCUUCUGAGCCGCCUAAGGAAGCACAGUGGUUUUGUCCGAAAUGUGCCAAUAAAAAGAAAGACAAGAAACACAAGAAGAGGAAACACAAAGCUCAUUGAAGUCCUUUGGUUCAGUGAUUGUACAAGUGUGGUUCGCUCUGUGGUCCUAAGAGUUGGUGUAAGAUAUACAUUACUGAAGGCCAGAAUGAUGGAUCUCUUGACAGAACAAGAGAAAGCCUGUUGACCUUAUGUUAUAAUAUUUACCACCAAGUUGACUGUUAACAGACAGGUUUAGGAACAAGAGUGUACCUUGAGUAUUGCCCUGACUGCAUGUUUUUGAUGCACUGCAUUUUAUAAAGUGUUUAUGUUAUUAAAAAAGAAAAGUAAGUAAUUUAAUAACUGAAAAGGAAACAUCUUCAGUAGAAUGUUGUACAGGGGAAAAAAACUGCUAUUGUCAGCACUAUAGCUGUUGUAACCAACGCAAUGCCAGUUGCACUUUCGCAACUGUCCUCAUAGAAUGAGGCAGCUGGUGCUCUGGAGUUUGUUGUAACUUCAGUGUCAGAUCAUCUAAAAUGAAAAUUGCGCAGUGAUGUGCAAAGAAAGAAAGAGAGAGAAAGAAAGCCUUUUUGGACUUUUUUAAAUUAAUAGUUUCGGGGUUCCCGCUUUUUCCAUGCUGUUAAUACUGUAACAUAAAAAUUAAAUUCAGUAAGACUUAAAUAUUUUGCUGACAGUAAAUUCUGAAAAUUUUUCAUAUAUUACUUGGCUAUUCGGUAUAGCUACAAUAAAAACAGAAGUUUUGUAUAUAAUCUGUAAAUUGUUAAAUGAAGGUUUGUAUCAUAUUUAAGAAGUAGGCGUGCUUGUAAUACAUUUUCAUUUUUCUGCCUCUGAUAAUAUUCUUUGUAUCUGAAUGCUUGUAAGUUUUACUUAUUUUUAUAUAAAAUGAAACAGUUCAUCUGUUUUCACUGUGAAACUUUCACUGUAGUUUUUUGUUUGUUUUAUUUGUAUGACAGAAAAAUGUAUGUUAUAUGUACUAUAUUCAAGCUUACAGUGCUGGAAGAUCAUGUCUUGGAGUUAUCCGUCAUUUUCUCUGACAGUAUGUUGCCUUUUGACUUUUUAUCCUCCUUUCAUUUUUUUUUUUUACAGUUUAGGUUAUAGUUUUGAAACGUUAUACUCCAUUUCAGCUUGUAAUGUUUUACUAACAUCUAUUUUUGCUGGUUUCUCACACAUCUAAUGAGUGUGUGACAUUUUUGUUGUAUUCAUCACCUCAUCAUCAGACUUCUUGUAUAGUACUGGUACAUUUUUCCACACUCUGCUCUAACCAGAUGCUAUUUUAGUAGUUCCUGUAAAUGUUGGAACUUUGUGAUUUAUUGAUUUUUUGGUUGAACAGUUGAAGUUACCACAGCUUUCUUAUGCGGCACACUUUUGCAAGUGUCCUUGUUUGAAAUUGCACAGGAUACUUUCCUUUUCCAUGCACAAAUGAUAUGUUUCUACUUAUUUAGUUGCUACAAAUUUUACUUUCAAAGUGUCCCACAACAUUCUGAAUUAAUGAUUUAUUAAAUCAGCCUUAAUAUAUCUGUACUUUCUGUAUCCGUCAUGAACAACAUACUGUGUCCAGUAUUAGAGAUCAAAAGUCAGAAAAUUUUAGCUUGUUUUACUUUGAGAUUCUCAUAAUUGUCCCUUUAAAGUGGUAUAAGAAUUGAAGGCAAAACAUCUACCUUGAGAAUAAGCUGGAUGGAUUGGAGCAGCUAAUGGCCAUAUCUUCCUUUCCAUUGGGGGGGACUCAGGUUUAAUUUUUAUUCUGUUAUGGAAGGGGGGGCUAUGUGCUUAACAGAUGGUCUCCAAGCAGCUAUUGUACAGGAUUACUUAAGGUUAGUGCAUGUGUGCCAGUAAGAGCAUGAAUUCUGAUGGAAGUGGGCAUGGCAGAUAGCAUAGUAUGACUGGGCCCAAAGAAAGCACUGAGAAAUAAAUGGAGGCAACUUAUACUAGACUGGUGACUUGGGGGAUAAAAAUGCUGAUUGAAAAAUAAAUAUAGAUAAGUACAGUAUAAACUUACUUGCUAAGUCUCAAGUAUAAUUUGGAGGUUUGCCUUAUAAAUCAAAAGCAUUAAUGUCAGAGGCAUAAUCUGUACACUAAACAAGGUAUUAGUGAAAGAAAAGUAGCUGCUGAUACAACCUUGUACUUAAUGACAAGUCAGUGGCAAAUCUAGAAACAUACGGGAGAGAGAGAGCAGACUGAGCUUGAUAAAUGACUUGUGUGUCUGUCUGGGGAGGAUUCAUGUUGAUUUACUGAAUGGCUUUUAGUCAAAUGCUGUUUGUUCGAAAAAAAAGGGCUGUCUGAAAACCACUUUUAGUGGUCAAAAAAGAAUGCUUUUUUUUUUGCAGGUGGAAAGCUCCCCUGCACACCCCAAGUGGCAAGUGGUUUCUCAGGUUGCACAACACAGG
Molecule: messenger RNA, 5459 nt
Organism: Protopterus annectens (West African lungfish)
Lineage: Eukaryota; Metazoa; Chordata; Ceratodontiformes; Protopteridae
Gene: TAF3
Product: TATA-box binding protein associated factor 3
Exons: 8
Coding region: 160-3138 (992 amino acids)
Cellular component (GO): transcription factor TFIID complex
Molecular function (GO): protein heterodimerization activity
Source: RefSeq, a predicted model, not a curated record